AUGGCUACAUAUGAAGAAUUUAUUCAACAAAAUGAAGAUCGAGACGGGAUUAGGCUUACAUGGAACGUUUGGCCUUCUAGUAGGAUAGAAGCCACUAGAUUAGUAGUCCCGCUAGCAUGUCUUUACCAGCCUUUGAAAGAGAGGCCUGAUUUACCACCAAUUCAAUAUGAUCCUGUACAAUGUACGAGAAAUACAUGCCGAGCAAUUUUAAAUCCUUUAUGCCAAGUUGACUAUAGAGCCAAAUUAUGGGUUUGCAACUUCUGCUUUCAGAGGAAUCCGUUUCCUCCACAAUAUGCUGCAAUUUCUGAGCAGCAUCAACCAGCAGAGUUGAUUGCAAGUUUCUCUACAAUAGAGUACACCAUCACAAGGGCACCAUGUAUGCCUCCAAUAUUUUUAUAUGUCAUGGAUACAUGCAUGGAUGAUGAAGAACUGGGUGCUUUAAAAGCUUCUUUACAAAUGUCUUUAAGUUUAUUGCCACCAAAUUCUCUGGUUGGGCUAGUUACAUUUGGAAAAAUGGUUCAGGUUCACGAGUUAGGUACUGAAGGUUGUUCAAAGAGCUAUGUUUUUAGAGGCACUAAAGAUUUAACAGCUAAGCAAAUUCAAGAGAUGUUAGGCAUUGGUCGUGAAGUGAAUCCCCAACAACAGAGAGGGCCACAAAUGCCCACAAAUCAAGCGGGCCCAGCCAAUAGAUUCAUCCAACCUUUACAUAAAUGCGAUAUGUCUUUAACUGACCUUUUGGGAGAACUGCAACGAGAUCCUUGGCCUGUACCUCAAGGAAAGCGUGCCUUACGUUCAACUGGUACUGCAUUAUCGAUAGCCGUUGGACUUCUUGAGUGCUCUUAUGCCAAUACUGGUGCUCGAAUUAUGAUGUUUGUUGGUGGUCCAUGUUCUCAAGGACCUGGCCAAGUGUUGAAUGAUGAUUUACGUUCACCAAUUCGUUCUCAUCAUGACUUGCACAAAGAUGCAGCUAAGUACACUAAAAAAGCCACUAAACAUUAUGACGCCUUGGCUUUGAGGGCUGCAACAAAUGGACAUUGUAUAGACAUUUAUUCUUGUGCCCUGGAUCAAACUGGGCUCAUGGAAAUGAAACAAUGCUGCAACUCUACAGGAGGACAUAUGGUAAUGGGGGAUUCAUUCAAUUCAUCACUAUUCAAACAAACAUUUCAAAGAGUAUUCAGUAGAGAUGAGAAGGGUGAACUUAAAAUGGCAUUUGGAGCUACUUUAGAAGUUAAAUGUUCUAGAGAACUUAAAGUGCAUGGCGGUAUUGGAUCUUGUGUCUCGUUAAAUGUAAAAGGUGCAUCUGUAUCUGAUUCUGAAAUUGGAAUGGGCGGGACAGUUCAAUGGAAAAUGUGUGCUUUGGGGCCCAAUAGUACAAUGGGAUUAUUUUUUGAGGUUGUUAAUCAACAUGCUGCACCUAUGCCUCAAGGCGGAAGAGGUUGUAUACAGUUGAUAACUCAUUACCAGCAUGCCAGUGGACAGAGAAGAGUUAGAGUUACUACUAUUGCUAGAAAUUGGGCUGAUGCAGCAACAGGCAUGCCACAUAUCAGUGCUGGUUUUGAUCAGGAAGCAGCAGCAGUAUUAAUGGCCAGAAUGGUUGUUUAUCGGGCUGAAACAGAUGAUGGACCUGAUGUCUUGAGAUGGGUUGAUCGUAUGCUUAUUAGAUUGUGCCAAAAGUUUGGAGAAUACAAUAAGGAUGAUCCUAAUAGUUUUCGAUUAUCUGAAAACUUUAGUCUGUAUCCACAAUUUAUGUAUCAUUUGCGAAGAUCACAAUUUCUUCAGGUAUUCAACAAUUCUCCGGAUGAAACCAGCUAUUAUAGGCAUAUGCUAAUGAGGGAAGAUUUGACUCAAUCAUUGAUUAUGAUACAACCUUUGAUUUAUAGUUAUAGCUUUAGUGGUCCUCCAGAACCAGUGUUAUUGGACACAAGUUCUAUUCAACCAGAUAGAAUCUUACUUAUGGAUACGUUUUUCCAAAUUUUGAUCUUCCAUGGAGAGACUAUAGCUCAAUGGAGAGCUUUGCGAUAUCAAGAUAUGCCUGAGUAUGAAAAUUUCAAACAACUUUUGCAAGCUCCAGUAGAUGAUGCUCAGGAAAUUUUAUUGACACGUUUUCCAAUGCCUCGUUAUAUUGAUACCGAGCAAGGUGGAUCACAGGCUCGAUUUUUAUUAUCCAAAGUCAAUCCCUCGCAGACACAUAACAAUAUGUAUGCUUAUGGAGGAGACGGAGGAGCACCAGUAUUGACUGAUGAUGUGUCUCUUCAAGUAUUUAUGGAGCAUCUAAAGAAAUUAGCAGUAUCUUCAAAUUCAUAAAAUUAUAUAAAGACAGAAAUAGAUAUACAAAUCUUAUUUUAUCUGUAAUAUUGUGUGUACAGUCUUUAUAUUUGCAAUAUAGAUAAGUAAUAAAUUCAAUUGAUUAUGAACCUAAAUACAUUGAUAUAUUAAAAGAAACAUUUUACACUAA
Messenger RNA from Ctenocephalides felis (cat flea), 2455 nucleotides. RefSeq names its product protein transport protein Sec23A (gene Sec23). Gene Ontology annotation, biological process: COPII-coated vesicle budding; COPII-coated vesicle cargo loading; endoplasmic reticulum to Golgi vesicle-mediated transport. Gene Ontology annotation, cellular component: COPII vesicle coat; endoplasmic reticulum exit site. Gene Ontology annotation, molecular function: GTPase activator activity; zinc ion binding. The record is from RefSeq and is a predicted model, not a curated record. NCBI's taxonomy places the organism in Eukaryota, Metazoa, Arthropoda, Insecta, Siphonaptera, Pulicidae. The transcript is spliced from 13 exons. Bases 1 to 2304 code for a protein of 767 amino acids.